Molecule: messenger RNA, 1911 nt
Organism: Pangasianodon hypophthalmus (striped catfish)
Lineage: Eukaryota; Metazoa; Chordata; Actinopteri; Siluriformes; Pangasiidae
Gene: stambpb
Product: STAM binding protein b
Exons: 10
Coding region: 194-1489 (431 amino acids)
Biological process (GO): protein K63-linked deubiquitination
Cellular component (GO): endosome; cleavage furrow
Molecular function (GO): protein binding; metal-dependent deubiquitinase activity; K63-linked deubiquitinase activity
Source: RefSeq, a predicted model, not a curated record
UGGCCAUAUUUGGUGGGUGGAUGACAUGGAGCAGGAUGAGGAAGUGAUGAGUUUUUGCUAGCGAAACAUCGCCAGUUGUUUCGAUGUGUGUUUACCAUGGGACAUUUUAUCAUUUUAUUUUAUUUCAUAUAGUUAUCAAAAAGUGGGACGUAGAAAGAUUUUCAAGCUGAAGUUGAGGUGCUGAGUGUCGGCCAUGUUGGAUCACGCUGACGUGAGUUUAAGCCCGGAGGAGCGAGUGCGUGCUCUCACUAAGAAGGGCAGCGCGGUGGAGGUGAACGAGGCCGUGCCGGCGCGCCGAUACUUUCGCUCGGGCAUGGAGAUGAUCCGCAUGGCGCACGUCUACGCCGAGGAGGCCAACCUGGAGCACGCCUUCGUCCUCUACAACAAAUACAUCACGCUUUUCAUUGAGAAACUCCCCAGACAUCCCGAGUACAAGUUAUCCAACAUCCCUGAGAAGAAGGACACUCUGAAGAAGCUGAAGGAGGUGGCGUUUCCUCAGGCCGAGGAACUGAAGAAAUGUCUGCUGAAGAGAUAUGAGAAAGAGUAUGCAGAGUAUCUCACUAAAAAACGGGAGGAGGAGGCAGCAGUGCAGCGUGAGUUGGCGAAGCAGAAGGAGCUGGAGGCGGAGAGGAGGCGUGUGGCGGAGCUGCAGAGGAGGCAGGAGGAGCAGCAGCAGUUCAGCGUGUUUGAGGAGAUGAUCCGGCGCCAGGAGCUGGAGCGCGAGCGCCAGCGUGUCCUGCAGGAGUUCAGCGCUCCCGUCUCCCCUCCCCACCACACCCCGCUCAUCCCUGGCAUCCAGGGCCCGCCCCCGCCUUACCCAUCAUCCCCUACGCCACCCCAGAGCCCGGCGUACCCCUCCACCAAUCACAGCACAGCACCAGCACCGGCCACACCAGCUCCUCCUCCUAUGUUUGACCGUUCACUCAAACCAGGCUCUCUGAACAAAUCAGGCAACAGUACGCCAGUGGACGGAUUGCGGCAGGUCGCUGUCCCCGCCGAGCUCUGCUCCAGGUUCCUGCAGCUGGCCAACAGCAACACGAUGCGCGCCGUGGAGACGUGCGGGAUCCUCUGCGGAAAACUGACGAGGAACGCGUUCACGGUGACGCAUGUGAUCGUCCCGAAGCAGUGCGGCGGUCCUGAUUACUGCGACACGGAGAACGAGGAGGAGCUGUUUCUGGUGCAGGACCAGCACAACCUCAUCACACUCGGCUGGAUACACACUCAUCCGACUCAGACGGCCUUCCUCUCCAGCGUUGAUCUUCACACUCACUGCUCCUACCAGCUGAUGUUGCCUGAAGCCAUCGCCAUCGUCUGCUCGCCAAAAUUCAACGAGACGGGCUACUUCAGGCUAACCGACUACGGCAUGGAGGAGAUCUCCACCUGCACACAGAAAGGCUUUCACCCUCACCCCAAAGAGCCCCCGCUAUUCAUCAACGGCAGCCAUGUUGCGAUCACAGAAGGCGCCGUCACCAUGCUAGACCUGCGCUGAUCGGCUCGAACAGCGGUACAACGAAGCGCUUUCAACCCUGGACAGCAACUGUAAUCUAUUACCCUUAACAUGCUACAUGGACCAGCAUUGGCUAGAAGUGAGACGAAUGAUUACUGAGCAUUUACAGGUGGUGGGAUUUCGUUUGAACAGACGGCGGCGACUGUCUGCGUGAAGCACUUUGGAAAAGCAAACACUCGUUAUACUCAAGAAAGACGCUUUACACCAUCCGCUGGGAGCACAGGGAUGUUCGCACACGUCUAGGACUCUGAAGAAAACGACUGUUGCCAGUUUCAUUCGUUAUGUAAAUUGUGUUUGUCAUUCAGUGUCAUGUCAGUGUUGAAGAUGGUGGCGAUGUGUUUGACACUAACUCAUUGAUGUAAAUAACAUUAAAGCAACAAGGUGUUUUUAAACCUGCUUUCAGA